Molecule: messenger RNA, 393 nt
Organism: Prinia subflava (tawny-flanked prinia)
Lineage: Eukaryota; Metazoa; Chordata; Aves; Passeriformes; Cisticolidae
Product: scale keratin-like
Exons: 1
Coding region: 1-393 (130 amino acids)
Cellular component (GO): intermediate filament
Molecular function (GO): structural constituent of cytoskeleton
Source: RefSeq, a predicted model, not a curated record
AUGUCCUGCUACGACCUGUGCCCCCCCAGGAGCAGCGCUGACCUGUGCCCCCCCAGGACCAGCGUGGCCGUGCCCCAGCCCAUCGCUGAGAGCUGCAACGAGCUGUGCGCCCGCCAGUGCCCCGACUCCUCGGCCUUGAUCCAGCCGCCGCCCGUGGUGGUCACCUUCCCCGGGCCCAUCCUCACCUCCUUCCCCCAGCAGGCCGUGGUGGGCUCCUCCGGAGCACCGGCCUUUGGCGGCUCCCUGGGGCUGGGCGGCCUCUACGGCACCGGCGCCACCCAGGCCUCGGGGGGCCUCUGCACCUUUGGCAGAGCUUACGCUGCUCCCGCCUGCAGCCCUUGCGCCCUGCCCCGCUACAGCAAGAAGUUCUGGGACACCUGCGGGCCCUGCUAG